Messenger RNA from Ziziphus jujuba (common jujube), 1806 nucleotides. RefSeq lists its product as uncharacterized. Lineage: Eukaryota; Viridiplantae; Streptophyta; Magnoliopsida; Rosales; Rhamnaceae. The record is from RefSeq and is a predicted model, not a curated record. The transcript has 2 exons. Bases 41 to 1687 code for a protein of 548 amino acids.
AAUAGGAAUCUGCCAGUUUUUAUCCAAAGGAAAGGAAAAUAUGGAAGAAGAGAAGGUUUUAAAGGAGUUCCCUGACAAGCAGAUCAUUAUCGACAUUCCACAGAAAUUGGAAGAUGGUUACCGGGCAGGUGAGCCGGAGUGGAUCAUCUACAAGGUUCCGAAUAAGCUCCGGAAGAUACGCCCAACAGCUUACACUCCCCAACUAGUUUCCAUCGGGCCAUUUCACUAUGGCAAAUCAAACUUGAAGGCCAUGGAACAUUACAAAACCAAGUACAUGGAAGCAUUCCUGGGACGGAAAUUCUGUACGCAUAUUGAGGUGGACAAUUUGACCAAAUUCCUGGAAGAUGAGAAUCGCUUACAACGCAUCCAGGGUAGCUAUGCUGUGACCCUUAAGCCUGUGAAUAGGUCGAAUAAAUUCAGAAGGAGAACGUCGUCGUUGGAAAUGCCGGCUCCGGCAGCGGCGGAUGAAGAGAAUAAGAGGAACGACUUCACCCGCAUGAUUCUACGAGAUGCCUGCUUCAUCUUUGAGCUCUUCUUGAGAAACCACGAAACUCAGCUUCAUAAAGCACAUAAGGAGAAGCUGCCCGCUGAAAUCAAAGAUUAUUCACGGGACUACAUAUUGGGAAGUCCAUGGCUUAAGGCAGCUAUAAAACAGGACUUGAUAUUGAUCGAAAAUCAGCUCCCCUAUUUUGUUCUUACUGAACUAUUUGACCACAUCGUCAAAGAACCGUCACAAAAUGUUAAUUUGCUCCCUUAUUUACAGGAAACAAAGAUUGAAAAUUCUCUCCACCGUUUCGUAACAAAAAUUACAUGUGAAUUCUUCACUGAUUAUUACAAGUUUGGAAAACCCCUCCCCGACCUCGAGGAGAGUUCACAAAAGACACUACCUUCCACAUCGGACUCCAAUGAGACUGGGCAAAAGAAUCCUGGCAACAUGGAUUUGGUCACCAAAUUAAUGACAAGGGCGGAGAACAUCAAGCAUUUCACUGAUUUGAUUAGAGCAUCAAUGUGCGAGCAACGUGACUAUAGCAAUAGUUCUAACAAUUUUACCUACUGUCACUAUUCUGCAAAGCAACUGGAUAAUGCGAGGGUGGUGUUUGGGAGUCCUGAAAAGGCAAAAUUUUUAGCGGAUAUAGAGACGGCCUGGGAUCAUGAUCGGUGUUGGAAGAAUGACCCACGUUGCAAUUGCAGGAACAGCUGCUGUGGCUGUUGGAUAAAUGGGUUAUGUUGGAUUAAUUGUUUGAAAUUGGAAAUCCCUCCAUUGACGAUAGAAGACAAGACCGAAUGCAUUUUCAGAAACGUCAUGGCGUUGGAGCAGUUUGUUUAUCCUAACGAGCCUCGUAUCUGCAAUUACAUUUUUCUGCUGGAUCAACUCAUCAGCACCGUUGAAGAUGUGGAUUUGCUGGUUGACAAGAAAAUCAUUCACAACUUGCUUGGCAGCAACAAGGCAGUGGUUGAUUUGGUUAACAAACUCUGCUACGAAAUUGUGAUAGACCAUUUCUUUUAUUCUGAUAUCUGUAAAAAACUUAACGAUCAUCGUGGCAAACCGUUGAAUGUUGCCAGGUCAACUCUCAGGAGGGUUUACUUUAAGGAUAUUUGGACUGGCAGUUCCACUCUUGUUGGCCUCGUUUUCCUUGUAUUCUCCGGCUUCUCAGUGGCUUCUACCAUCAAGAAUCUCUUAUUUUAGUUAGUUUGUUUGAAAUAGAAAUUUACUAUAUAUGUCCAUCUUUGAAUGAAAAUAUGAAUUAGCUAGCUAAAUAAAAGAUGAUUCAGUGUGGUUCCUAAUUAGGUCGUCUGUUGUUUUAA